ACUAAAAAGGGAGUUUGAAAUUACUGUUGCUAAAGUUUACAAGUGAGUGAGAAAUUUUUGUCCGUCCUGGCGAUUUUCCGAUGAUUGAACGGUCCAGGGAUCGGAGACAUUUUCCGGCGAGCAAGUUGAAGCAAACAUCUCUUCUUCCUUCGAUAAAUGGAGGAGGUGUAUCUAGUAGAGCAUUGGAAGAGCUUCGAGGAGCUCUUUACAGCGAGCUUAAAACUUCAGAAGGCGCUAAACGUCAACAACAACGGUUUUGCGGUCCAGUUGUUGCUAUGACCUUUAAUUUCAUGGUUGCUGUUGGAAUCAUCAUGGCUAACAAAUUAGUUAUGAGCAAAGUUGGAUUUAAUUUCCCGAUCUUUCUAACACUAAUUCACUAUACCUCAGCUUAUAUUCUACUCGCCAUUUUUAAGGCGUUUUCUUUUCUUCCUGCCUCACCUCCUUCCAAAUCUACCCCUUUUUCUUCCCUCUUUGCUUUGGGCGCAGUCAUGGCUUUUGCCUCUGGCCUUGCAAAUGCAAGUCUUAAACAUAACAGCGUCGGUUUCUAUCAAAUGUCCAAGAUUGCAGUCACUCCCACUAUUGUCUUUGCAGAGUUCAUUCUUUUCAGAAAAUCUAUUUCCUUUCAUAAGAUUAUUGCUCUGAUUUUGCUAUCGAUAGGAGUAGCAGUUGCAACUGUGACAGACUUAGAAUUCAAUAUAUUUGGUGCUUGUAUAGCUUUUGCUUGGAUAGUUCCUAGUGCUGUAAAUAAGAUUCUUUGGUCUAGUCUUCAACAACAGGGCAACUGGACUGCUCUCGCGUUGAUGUGGAAGACUACACCUAUCACGAUCUUCUUCUUGGUUGCGUUAAUGCCUUGGUUGGAUCCACCAGGUGUAUUAUCGUUUAAAUGGGAUUUAAACAACUCAACUGCGAUUAUCAUAUCGGCUCUCCUUGGUUUCCUUUUACAGUGGUCUGGUGCAUUGGCUCUUGGGGCUACUUCAGCUACUUCUCAUGUGGUAUUAGGACAAUUCAAAACUUGUGUGAUUCUACUAGGUGGAUAUUGUAUUUUCGAUUCGGACCCUGGAGUAGUGAGCAUUUGCGGGGCAGUUACAGCACUUUGUGGGACAUCGAUUUACACGUCUCUAAAUAUGAAAGAGCCUCGGGAUAAAAGCGACAGUUCGUCGUCUUCUUCAAAACCGAAGAGCACUGAUGAAAGUGAAGAAACUGCAGAUGUAAAUCAUACUAUAAAUGCUGUCUAGUAGGAAAUACACAAUUUUUUUACCCUUUCUUUCUGUCUUCAAUGUGAUUAACAAUACUAUUAUUAUUAUUAUUAACUUCACCAGUUAUUGUGAAUUUGUGAU
Molecule: messenger RNA, 1337 nt
Organism: Impatiens glandulifera
Lineage: Eukaryota; Viridiplantae; Streptophyta; Magnoliopsida; Ericales; Balsaminaceae
Exons: 7
Coding region: 81-1235 (384 amino acids)
Cellular component (GO): Golgi apparatus
Molecular function (GO): antiporter activity; UDP-xylose transmembrane transporter activity
Source: RefSeq, a predicted model, not a curated record